Penaeus vannamei (Pacific white shrimp) is the source of this 1213-nucleotide messenger RNA. NCBI's taxonomy places the organism in Eukaryota, Metazoa, Arthropoda, Malacostraca, Decapoda, Penaeidae. The record is from RefSeq and is a predicted model, not a curated record.
CACCAUCGUCCUCUGGAUCUUCGGCACGACCCGCAGUCUCCGGUCGGGCACGAACCUCCUCGUCAUGAACCUCGCGCUCUCUGACCUGUGCAUGAUGCUGACCCAGUUCCCGGUGCUGGUGACCAACUGCUACAACCAGCGGUGGACUCUCGGCGCUCUGGCCUGCGAGGUCUAUGUUUCUGCGGGGCACUCUUUGGCACUGUGUCCAUUAUCACGAUGGCACUCAUAGCUAUGGACAGGUACUAUGCCAUCGCCCAACCCUUUAUCGGGUGGAGACUGAGCUACGGGCGCGCGAUCGUGUGGGUGUGCGGGGCGUGGGCGUAUGGCGUGGUGUGGUGCUGCCCCCCCCUCCUCGGCUGGAACGAGUACGUCCUCGAAGGAUUCCUGACCAGCUGCACCUUCGACUACCUCAACGAAGACCUGUGGAGUCGUUCAUACGUGUUCGUGCUGUUCGUAGGGGCUUACUUGCUGCCUCUCGCCACCAUCACGAUUUGCUACGGGCGGAUCUUCUCGUCUGUCUCUCGCCACGACCAGAAGGUGGCCAGGGAAAACGACCUGGGUGAUCUGAGUUCCGUGAAUUUUCAUCGAAGGGAGACUCAACUAGCUCGGGUUGUGAUCAUUUCCGUGUGGUUCUGGGCAAUGGCUUGGACACCAUACGCCGUUGUCUCCCUCAUGGGCAUCCUCUCCUGGCGCGACAACCUCACCCCAUUGGCCACGAUGCUGCCCGCUCUCUUCGCCAAGCUCUCCACCGUCUACAACCCUUUUAUUUACGCCGUUUCGCACCCGAGAUACCGGCAGGAGCUUGCCGUGAGAUUGCCCUGGCUCUGCUGUCGCCUGCCGAUGGAAAGAAGUUACUCCAUGUCCAGGCAGCGGUCUCUCACGUCUACCGUUUCCCGAACCUCCUCCGUCAAUAAUUACAGGAGCAAUGGACAGCGAUCCUUCCGGAAUUCUUCUAAAGCUGACGUGACGAAGGACCUGCCAAGCCUAGACGCCCUCGUGUCAUCCUUGGGAAACGAGGCAAGCAAGACGACCCACAAUACAGACCUGUGAAUGGAUGAGUAAAGGAUGAGAUGAAUGGAAGACAGGCUGAAUCAGCUGGGUGGAUUAGGAGCAGGUUAAAUCGAGUAGAUGAAUAAGAAACAGGUUGAAUCAUUUCGGUGAGUUGAGGAACAAGUUGAAGGCUCCUAGAGAGGGAAUGUGUACUUUGUAAGUA